This is a messenger RNA of Lytechinus pictus (painted urchin), 3443 nucleotides long. Its product is annotated as ribosome quality control complex subunit TCF25-like. Gene Ontology annotation, cellular component: RQC complex. The transcript has 16 exons. Bases 491 to 2578 code for a protein of 695 amino acids. NCBI's taxonomy places the organism in Eukaryota, Metazoa, Echinodermata, Echinoidea, Temnopleuroida, Toxopneustidae. The record is from RefSeq and is a predicted model, not a curated record.
GCGACUCAGUUGAUUAAUAUCGAUGAAGACAAACAUCCUGAUUAAAGAAAAUAUAGCUCAGUCGGUAGAGCGGGGGUUUCGGAUUCCGGUGACCCGGGUUCGAUUCCAAAUUGUGCGCUAUAACCUAUAGUGCCCUUUGCCUUUGGUAAGGCAUUUAUCCUCAUUACCAGGUUACUCGGAGAGGACCUUAAGCCGUUGGUCCCCUCACUCCCCUGGGUACUUGCUCACAGGCCUUCGUGCUUUCUUAGCAGUCAGGUAUAACCUCGGUAUGAUAAGAAAAGUCGGCCCGCAGACCCUCGGCCUCAUGGACCCUCGCGCGGCCUCGGCCUCGUGGACGCUCGUCCUCGUGAAACGGUCGGCCUCGUCGUGAGAAGACCAUUAUCGUCACAUUGAGACUGCCUGUUUAGAUGGUCAAAAGGCAGAAUUAUUAAGUACUUUUCUUGGAUACCAGUACAUUGAGAACGACCAGUUGUGUGCAAACAUUUACAAGAUGUCGUCACGUGCUAUGAGAAAAUUAUGUAAUGAACCUGACAUUGUGCUCAAGGAUGAAGUGGCCAAUGAUGAGGAAGAGGAGAUAGAAGAUGAUGUGGAAGUUCAAGUAGCAGCAGAUGAUGUUGUAAGACCUAAGAAACCCAAGGGGAAGAAAAAGAAGAAAGUCGUAAAUCCAUUUGAGUUGUUGAAUGAUAUAGAGGAUGCCCAGUCAGAUGGUGAAGAAGAUGCUGAAUUAGAUGAGAAUGAGAAAACUGAUAAAACUACAGAAGGACUUCAAAAUGGACUGGAUGUUCAAACUACAACGGAAGUGAAACCCAAAAAGAAAAAGAAAAAGAAGAAGAAAAAGCAGAAGGGAGGAACCAGCAGUGGACAAGCAGAUGAUGAAGAUGAAAUCGAUGCGAGUAUUCGAGAAGUCAAUGAGAUCUUGAAGACAAGUCCCCCUCUUUCCACCAAUGCACCAUCAUCAUCAUCAAUGGAGCAAGGUUCCAGGCUGACAAAUUCCAAACCAUUAUUAGCUAUUGAACAUAAACAUCUCAACCCAGAGAAUGAGUUGAGAAGAAUAUUUGGAGCCAGUGUCAUUAGAAACGAACAAAGGCAGAGAGGGAGAAACCGGCAGUACCAGAAAUCAACCUGGCUAGUAACAGCUAAGCAAUCAUGGCCUAAAAUGACAAAAACAGGUUUAUCAAUGAUACACAUCACUACAGAGGGAAGAUAUCACAUAUUUGAAUAUGAACAUUCUAAGGAUUAUCAGAAUGUCCAGUUUGAUUUCUUGGAUGCAGUAGAAACCAUGAAUCCAGCUAAUAUUAUGGCCAUAAUGAAUGCACACCCAUAUCAUAUAGACAGCUUGCUUCAGCUCAGUGAGGUCUCUAGGAUGAAUGAAGAUAUGGGAAUGGCAAUAGAUCUUAUAGAAAGAGCACUGUACGUGUACGAGAGUGCCUUCCACACAUUGUUUAGUUUAGCCGAGGGAACGUGUCAGUUAAGCUAUAGACAUGCUGAAAAUAGAGGUCUCUUCAUUGCUUUAUUCAGGCAUCUUACCUGCCUAGGUCAGAAAGGUUGUAACAGAACAGCUCUGGAAUUCUGCAAACUCUUAUUAGGAUUUGAGCCAGAUAAAGAUCCUCUUGGUGUACUUCUCAUGCUAGACUACUAUGCAUUGAAGACAGAUCAAUAUGAUUACCUCAUCAGAAUGUAUGCUGAAUGGGAGGCACAUCGGAACCUGUCCCAGCUUCCUAACUGGGCAUUCUCCAUCGCCAUGGCGUAUUUCUAUAGCAUCUCAUCUUCAUCCUCACCUCCAUCAUCAUCUUCCAGUCCACCAGAUACAACCAAAGCUGAUUUUCUUCUCCAAGAUGCUCUCAUUAUGUUCCCCUCAGUACUUCUUGCCCUGCUAGAAAAAUGCAGCAUUCAACCAGAUGCAGUGAUCGCUAGCCACACAUUCUUCACUCAAUCAACGACAUCUCAUUCAGCGCUGACACAGCUUGUAGACCUGUUUAUCGCAAGGAACUAUUCUUUCUGGAAGGAGUCAGAAAGCAUGGCAUGGUUGGAGAGGAACGCUAGAGAGGUCAUUCGCAGAGUGGAUGCGGGAGAGCAAAAGGUCAAGGAAUAUGCUGAAAAACGAGAAGCUCGUUAUCAUGGGACGCCUCGUAACAUCUACCGCCACAUCUUCCUAUCCGAGCAUCUUGGAAUAAAGCUCAAGUUACCACCAGAGCUGGCCAACACGCCUGUUAUGUCGUUUGAUCCUCUACCUCCCAAAGACUCAGACAUUGGCUAUUCAAGGCCUGAUCAUCGAUUGAGGCCCGUCUCAAGAGGGCAUGCUGGGAAUAUGUUUACAGAGUUUCUGCGUUCAAUUGUUCCAUCUUAUACACCACCGCCCCCUGGUGAAGCUGGAGCCAAUGACAACGAAGGAGACGAGGAUCUGGGUGCCGCAGGAGGCUACCUGAGUCAGAACAGCAAUCUCCGGCAGGGAGUGGGAGCUGUCAUGGAGGCCAUGAGGGAGCUCCUCCAGACAUUGGAGCCGUUACAAAGACCUGGAGACAAUUCUGAUGAGGAGCAAGGAGGAGGUGGUGGACCUCAGCUAGAAGAGCUCGACUGAAAUAUCAUUAAUACUAUUGUAAUCGUCUAUACUGUGCUUGAAGCAAUAACAACCAUGUGAAGCUAUGUCUAUUUUCAUCUGAAGUUUCUCCUUAACUGUAAGAACUCGAAGAGUGGACUAAUGUGGAGCAACCAUCCAAAGUUUAUCGUUUGUUUCAUAAAAGGUUUUCAAAAGAGCAGAUAUCAGACAGCUUCAGAUGUGCAUUCUCCUCUAUCCUGUGUCACUUUUCAAGUUGGAAAAAUAUGCCAUCUCACAUCCUUGGACUACAGCUUCAAACUUCUUGCCCUUUUGGGACAUCUUAUUUCCAAUCUUAAGCAAGGUGACAAGAGACCUGGGGAGUGUUUAAUGUAACAUCUUGUCAGCGAUUUUCACUGACAAAUUUACUCUGAGCCAAUCAGACAUGAGGAUUUAAAUAGCUUAUGACAAAUAUUGAAAAUCACAGUUCGCUCUAUGAUGAAAGGUUCCCUGGCGUCUCAUGUGCAUACAUGAAGCAACACUUAUUGCGAAAUUUGCAGGACAAAUUCAAAGCUCCCUACCUUAUUCUUGGUGAUACAGCAUCAACUUUGUAUUUCAUUUGAAGAAGAUUUUAAGUGCCUUAUAAGUGACUAGAAGCUCGGAACAUAAGUAGUAGUAGAGAGCAACAUUUUCUCUGCUUUAACAGGGGGAUUCAAGGCUUACUUAAAGGGAUCGUUUAACAUUGUGAGAAGCUGAUUUAAAAAAUUCUCAAAUUAAGAUGAAUUAUGUUUAUGAGUUUAUGUAUUUGUUCUAAGAAACCCUGGAAAUCAUCUUUAUUUUGGAUGAAAAGUUGUUAGUAGGUGUGAAAAUGUGAUUAUAUUAAAACUCGUCUACUAGACGUUUACUGUGA